CUUCCGGUAGCCUGUUGGCGCAUGUUUUCGCGCCUUUCGAAAGUUCUAGCGCUUGAGUAUGUGCUUUGUGGACUUCUCCCAAGAGUAGUGUCUGCACGUGCACGCAAAUCCUGCGCCUGUGAAUCGUUUCCUUCGCAGUUUCGAGAUUCCCGGCGUCAAAAUCGGCUGACCCGCCCGUGAAUACGAACGGCAUCGGACGGCUGCCAGGUACGCUACGUUUCGGUCAGUUUCGCGUUGCCUGUCGCUCAAAAUGAGCAAGUCCAAAGAAGCGGCGGUCGAAAAAGCGAUUCUCGACUACAUCAAGGCUCAAAACCGACCCUACAGCUCCAACGACAUCUUCAACAACCUCCACAAGGAGCACGGAAAGACGGCCGUAGUGCGUGCGCUCGAGCAACUCGCCCAGGACGAGAAGAUCAAAGAGAAGACCUACGGAAAGCAGAAGAUAUACUUCGCCAACCAGGAUGAAUUUCCCGACGUGGCCGAGGCCGAGCUGUCAGCCAUGGACCAAGAGAUCGCAGACCUUAACACCAAAAAGGAAGAACUUGCGCGACAGCUGCAGGCUCGAGAAUCGCAGCUGAACGCGCUGAGCCACAGCUUGACGACGGAGGAACUCGCCGAAAAGAUCGAGACCACUUCCGCGGAACGGGACAGGUUGAGAGCGAGACUCGAUAAACUUACCUCCAACACCAACUUCGUCGAGCCACAAGUUAAGGACCGCAUCCUCAAGGACAACGAGAAGUUCGUCAAGGAAUGGCGAAAGAGAAAGCGCUUGGCGACCGACAUCAUCGAUGCCAUUCUCGAAGGCUACCCGAAAGGGAAAAAAGCACUCCUUGAAGAAACUGGCGUCGAGACAGACGAGGAUGUCAAUGUGACCAUGCCAAAGUAGAGGAGAAACGCGUAUGCACUGUUAGAAGUUUUUCAUUCAGUAUUUAUUUCACGUUGUGUACCAGGAUGCUUUCAAGUAAAAGACGCAAUUCGUGCUCACAAA
Molecule: messenger RNA, 988 nt
Organism: Rhipicephalus microplus (southern cattle tick)
Lineage: Eukaryota; Metazoa; Arthropoda; Arachnida; Ixodida; Ixodidae
Product: homologous-pairing protein 2 homolog
Biological process (GO): meiotic strand invasion involved in reciprocal meiotic recombination; homologous chromosome pairing at meiosis; meiotic joint molecule formation
Cellular component (GO): DNA recombinase auxiliary factor complex; condensed nuclear chromosome
Molecular function (GO): recombinase activator activity; double-stranded DNA binding
Source: RefSeq, a predicted model, not a curated record